Zootoca vivipara (common lizard) is the source of this 5287-nucleotide messenger RNA. NCBI's taxonomy places the organism in Eukaryota, Metazoa, Chordata, Lepidosauria, Squamata, Lacertidae. The record is from RefSeq and is a predicted model, not a curated record.
UUUUAUAAAGUGAUUUUCUUACUAUAUGGUUCAAAAAUCCCUUGUGAGCCUUCACCUUCUCAUAUACCAAAUACGCAUGCCAGCCGAAGUGGUUAUUGAAACCCUCUAAGUCCAGCACAUCUGUAUCUUUUAGAGUAAUCCAGUCCUUAAUCCAAACUAACCCGGCAGCCGCAUGAUAUAAUUCAAAACCAGGAAGGGCGAACCCACCUCUCUCCCUCUGCUGCCAAAAUUUCUUGAUAAAACCAUCUUUUUGUGUGAAGAUCCUGAAAUCCCGAUAGUUCCUGAGAGUGACUUGUGAAGGCAUUGGCACCUUGAAACUUUAUGUGUCCCAAGUUGUUUGUAAGCGUUACAAUAUUCAUCUGAGCUAACAUUACCCACACUUUAACUUUUAGUUGUUGUUUCUGGCACAAGUUUCUCUCUUUGCUCUUCAAUGUUCCAAAAGGUGCCAGUUGCAUUUCCUGGCUUGGAACUGACUGUUGAAGCAGCAAGAGGUUAGUCCUUUGUUGAUUGUUUUUGGAUAACAAAACCAUUCCCCUUUUCCUUUCAGGUGUGUGUUUGUGUUUCGGAGAGCAAAGGUCAGGAACUGAAAGCCACAAAAUAAAUUGAAAGUGUCAACAGUGUUAAAGCCACCCUUUCUUGGAAAAGGAGUGGUUGUGGGGAAAUCAGGGAGGCAGCAAUUCAACCUCAUUUUCAUGUGGAUACCUAUUUGGGCAUCUAGAAGGCCUUUAUUAACUAAAAAGCAUUCUUGAGGGCUUCCCUGGCAGAACAGCUACUUGGAAUUACCAUUUCCUCAGACUUAUCCCACUGCUGCAUCAAACCUCAAGACAGAAAUAUCAUGGUGUGGGAGCCUAAGAUCUGAAAUCAGAAACGAGGAACCUUUGGCCAUCCAGACAUUAUACCAACUGCAAUCAGACCUUGUAGGCAUGGCGAUGGUCAGCAGUGAUUGCAACUGUAGUCAGCAAAAACUGGAGGCCCACAGCUUAGUGUAUGAUUAACCAUUAACUGGAAAAAUCUACAGCAAGAACAACAGCAUAUCACUUUUCAUGCACUGCAAGCCGAAUCAUGAAUAUUAUUCCACUUUUAUGCGCCUUUCUCGCCAACUCCAGGAACAGUGCCAUUCACUUGCUGCCGUUCCUGAUUAUGAGUUAUUCAGCAGCUAGUAACAGUAUGAGCCCUUUGAUUGUUCUUGACCAAUAUGAGGGUAGUGGGAUCAGACUUGUCUGCAAAUCUGAGAAUGUGAGAUCUCCUGAGCUUCUGCAGCUGUCAUGGAUGGAUGGCAAAGGACAGGAACUUUCUGCUACUCCAACCACUCUGGGCAAAAGCAGCAUUGAAAAUUCUGUUCUUCUAGAAUCGGGUUCUGGGAGUGCUGUCUCCUGCAGAAUCACCAAUAAAUCUUCAAAUACACCAAUGGGAUCAACGUCUCUUGUAAUUGCAGAUAUCUUUUUCCCUUCCACCUCCCUCUGCAUGGUUGGCUUCUUCAUCAUUGCAGUACUUAUCAUCAAUGUCAUAAUUUUCACCUAUUUGAAACUAAACCACGAUCGUUGGAAGAUUGCUUUUUCAGAAAAUGAAACGUUAGCAUUAGAGGAAGAAAAAGCACAGCUUCAAAGGAAACUAGAGAAAGUAAAAGAAGAAACAGGAAAAGAAUUCAGGAAAGUGCAAGAUAAAUUCGCAAAAGCCGAGCAUGAACUAGAGUUCAGGAGGGCAUUGUCCUGUGCAGUCGAUGUCACUCUGGAUCCGAAAUGCACACAUGCCAAACUCACCAUCAAAGAGAAGAAUAAAGUCAAAUAUAACCAUUCCUCCUUAGAACAACCAAAAGAUCCCAAAGGAGCUCUGAUUGCAGUGGCAAAUGAGGGGUAUAGUAAGGGGGAGAUGUACUGGGAGGUGGAGGUUGGGCACAAAUGUGAGUGGGAGCUGGGAGUACUUACUAUAACUGCAAGAAACAGACUAGAAGAGGAGAUGCUGGAAAAGCCACUGGAGGAGGAAUAUAUUGGUAUGCGAUGGUUCCAGGGUAAGUUUCAUUGCACUGGAGGAAAUAGCCUAAUUGAUGGCCAGAAUGAAGAAUGUGAAGUUGUAGGUGUGUUUCUGGACAUGAAUAAGCAAGCGCUGUCAUUUUAUAAUGUCCAGAAGAUGUGCCCUAUUCUGUCAAUCCCUUAUGGAUUCUCUGAGGAAAUGUAUCCAUUCUUCAAUCCGGGGAGUGAUGAUAGGUUCUUGGAAGUCCGACCAAUAAGCAUCCCUAAAUGUUUAAUAUCCGUGUGAAAGAAAGUACUUCCAAUGUUUUCUACAUGUCACUGAGCCUUGUGAAAGGACUAGUUUACACCUGCUCCGUUGAUUUUGAUUUUUUUUUAAAACCUAAUAAAGCGCAGUUAUGUAAAUGCUCCAUUAGGAAGCCUAACUUUUGAAGUGCCUGUGUUACAAGUCAUCAUUGUUAGAUGUAGUUUCCAUCAGAUGAUAACCAUAUAUUAUUGAACCAGCCUACAGUGAUUGAUGGAGGGAGUUUUAUCAUGGAAACAGAAACCAAAGGGCAGGUAUCUGUUGCAGGUGUUACUAGAUCUGGUUCAGAAGAAGACAGAUUCAUUCUAGAAGCAGAAAAAAUGAUACCUCCUUCAUUCAGAGACAUUUGGGCUAGCUUUUUCUGUAUCGAUUUUGACCCUGGAGAGCACAUGCCACAAGUUAUUAAUGUGUCUUGUCUCUUCAGAUAUGCCACAGGUUUAGCCCCCCCCCCCCGAUUGUUGGAUUUUGUUUUGCAGAAUAUGCAGAACAUCCCACAACCUCAAAAGCACAAGAUACUAUAAACAUUUCUGAAAUGCCAAAUUUCAUGGAUAAAACUGUGAUCCUUUUCAGAAGAAAAUACAAUAUGAGACAAUAGAAUCUGGAACUUAAAAACUGCAGGCAUAUAGUAUAACUUCUGGGAUGGGCAACAAUAUUCCUCCUUGAAAAAGCUAUUUGUAUAGUUUAUUCUGAUCACAACAUUUUUAUUUAGUUCAGUAAUCCUAUUACUGGAAAUUAAAGAACAAUUACCAAGGACAGAACUACUUUUUACUAAAAAGAAUUGAGACUUUCACCAAACAUGACAGCCCUGUGUCAACUCGUUCUCACCCUCUGGAAUGUAUAACACAUCUUAUCCUAUAUCCUGUUGCCAUUAGCUCUCUCCAUGAGUUACUUUAGGGUGAGGAAUUGGAUCUACCCCGUGUACUGAAUCCUUACAUUUCCAACACCACCAGCCAACUUUGACAAAUGGGUGGGGCCACCUACUUGUCUAUCAUCUGACAUCUUGUGACAGUUUUUCCUUUGCAUACGGUACAUGAAUUUGAAUAAAUUUGCAAGCACAGAUGGUCACGUAUGACUUCAGAGGUAGGUCAGAUAGAUGUGGCUUGGCCACGUGGCUUUGCAGGCCAAAUGGGAAGUCCUAAGCUAGUUGUUCUCCAUUGGCUGCCCUACUUUUAUUUAAAGGACAAGCGUAGUGAAAGCUGCAAGGUCAUACAUUUAGAUCAGCCCUAAAAAACAACAACAGAGGUUAUAAACCAUGCAAGGAGCCUACACACGCAGAGAAACUUCUAAGUGCAAAAGUUAUGCUCAAUGUGGUGAUGGGUGGGCGGGAAUGAGGAACAGCACAACCUUUGAAGCCAAAUAUUAAGGGAGUCAAUGUAAAAGGGGGGGAAAUGUUGUUGUUGUUGUUGACAAAACGCCUUUUUCCUAAUGGAAUUAAAGGUGGCUUGCAGAUAAAACAAGAAUCACUAAAGGCAUAGAAAAACAAUAAUUAAAAACAAUUAAACAUUGAUAGAAUUAAAAUUAUACAUGUCUAUAAAAUCUGUUUAAAACAUGCAAAUAAUUACAAUAAAAACAUCACGACACCAGCCGUUUCAUUAAAAGCAGUCACUUCCCCAAAGCCUGUUGGAACAAGAAGGUUUUCAGCUGCUGGCAGAAAGACAAGGAGAGAGCCAGUCUAGCUCCUCUAGGGAGGGCGUUCUUGAGUCUGGGAGCAGCUACCAAGAAGGCCCUCUCUGCCAUGCCAGUGACCAAGGGUGCCAACUUUUAUAAAAUAUUAGAGGGAGAGAUAAGUCCCACCCAGCAUAAUCGAUCACAAGACACAACAUGCACACACCAUUUGGAUGGCUAUGCCCCUCAAACAUUUUAGGGGGGACGAAGAGAUCUUGACCUCUAGGAGUUGGCUCCUAUGGACAAGACCAUAGGAGCUGCACCCCGUCUCAAUCAGGACCUGCCCCCCCUCUUGGCUCUCAGCUUCAUCCCUUGGGGCUCACCAUUUCCUUCCUACUCCGCACCAUCCUGCUGACAUCUCCACUGUGGCCAUCACAGCUGUCACAGCUGCCGCCGCUUUGAAACCUACAACAACUCUACUUUCCAGCCAAUGUACUUCCAGAUGGCAGCCCUGCACUUCCUGAAGCUGAUACCUCAUCCAGAAAGAGAAAGAAAAGUGCUUCUGUCUUUUGGUUCCACAGUUUGGUGUGAGCCAACUGACUCAUGCCACAGUGUAAAACUAAAACAUGUGCGUCUGUCUGUCUUUUGUUCUGGCAUGGCCAGAGCAUGGGAGCCAAAAUGGAGCAUCCAGAACUGGGAUUCAGAAGCCACGGGGGCUCCUGUAAAUCCCGGAUUUCACACUUAAAACAGGACACACAAAAAUCCUUCCAGUAGCACCUUAAAGGUAAAGGGUAAAGGGACCCCUGACCAUUAGGUCCAGUCGUGGAUGACUGUAGGGUUGUGGCGCUCAUCUCACUUUAUUGGCAGAGGGAGCCAGCAUACAGCUGCUGGGUCAUGUGGCCAGCAUGACUAAGCUGCUUCUGGCAAAACCAGAGCAGUGCACUGAAACGCCGUUUACCUUCCCGCCGGAGUGGUACCUAUUUAUCUACUUGCACUUUUUUGCAUGCUUUCGAAAUGCUAGAUUGGCAGGAGCAGGGACCGAGCAACAGCAGCUCACUCCGUCGCGGGGAUUCGAACCAGCGACCUUCUGAUCGGCAAGCCCUUGGCUCUGUGGUGCAUGCACAAACAUAGUUGGCCUCUAAGGUGCUACUGGAAGGAAUUUUUUAAAUUUUGUUUCGACUAUGCCAGACCAACACAGCUACCUACCUGUAAUUAAAACAGGACAGUUGCACAGUAGGCACUCUGCUUCAGGAUAGCGUGUUUAGAGCCCUGUUGGUGGAAACAAGAUCUGAGACUCUUGGCUAAGAUGCCAAUGAGGUAUACAGGCCAAGAAGGUAGGAGCAGAAUUUAUUUAUUGAUCUGAACUAUGAAGCAACCAUAUCUUUUAGCUAUAAAACUACCAGGGCAGAAA